Molecule: messenger RNA, 369 nt
Organism: Rhizophagus irregularis DAOM 181602=DAOM 197198
Lineage: Eukaryota; Fungi; Glomeromycota; Glomeromycetes; Glomerales; Glomeraceae
Source: RefSeq, a predicted model, not a curated record
AUGACAUCAUUUCUGAUAUUGAGGCCGAUGACUGAUAUGAAGGAAGAGAAUUUUCAAGUCUUAGUCUGGAAAACAAAAGUCGUAAAGAAGCUUGAGGUAACAGAACUUAUUAAUGAAAAAGUAGAUAUGUAUCUUCAGAAAGUAUGUGAUGCAGAAGUUAUUAAAAAAGACGAUGAGAUAUGGACAUCAAGAGAAUAUGUAUUAAGGAAAGAUGGAAAGCAUUCUAAAAAAUGGGUUAAUAAUGGAUGCAAGGUAACUGAAAUCACCAAUGGUAAAUUAACUGCAAUUCUCGUUAGUUAUGAUAAAGAACUAAAAGAAAUUUUUUCAUUAAAUAUACUUGAAGAAUGUUGCUUGAUAAAUUUGGCCUAG